Mugil cephalus (flathead mullet) is the source of this 1316-nucleotide messenger RNA. RefSeq names its product nucleoside-triphosphatase, cancer-related (gene ntpcr). NCBI's taxonomy places the organism in Eukaryota, Metazoa, Chordata, Actinopteri, Mugiliformes, Mugilidae. The transcript is spliced from 5 exons. The record is from RefSeq and is a predicted model, not a curated record. The coding region runs from base 54 to 641 and encodes 195 amino acids. Gene Ontology annotation, molecular function: ATP hydrolysis activity.
AUCUCGCUGUGUACGGAAGCGCUGCUGCAGCAUGGUGCACGGUCUGGACGGCAAUGUUCAAACACGUUUUUCUGACAGGACCUCCAGGUGUGGGGAAAACCACUCUGGUCCAGAAAGCCUGUGAGGCCUUAGUGUCAUCGGGAGUGGGAGUGGAAGGGUUUUACACAGAGGAGGUCAGGGAGGGAGGUCGGAGAGUGGGCUUUGAUGUCGUCACAGUGACAGGAGAGCGAGGCCACCUGUCCAGAAUCAGGGACGGCGCUGGCGUGUCUCAGGGCAGGAGGGAGUACACGGUCGGACAGUAUGUGGUUGACUUGCCCUCGUUUGAAAAUCUGGCUCUCCCCCUCUUCAGAAACGUCGGGUCAGCAAAUGGGAGCGGCAGGAAGGUGUUCGUCAUUGACGAGAUCGGGAAAAUGGAGCUGUUCAGCCAGUCGUUCAUCAGGGCAGUGAGACAGACUUUAGAUACCUCUACCUGCACGAUCCUGGGCACCAUCCCCAUCCCCAAGGGGAAACCGCUGGCUCUGGUCGAAGAGGUACGGAGCCGGAGGGACGUCAAGGUCUUCACUGUGUCUAAGGAGAACAGAAAUGUCAUCCUGCAGGAGAUUUUAGCGACGCUACAAGACUGUUUAAAACCUUCAACCUAGUGCUGAAAAGGAAAACUUUUCCCGCAGCCUUUUGUGUUUUUUUAUUUUUGCUGACGACGUAGUUUUAUGCACGUCACCUCGUGUGCAGUUUACGCAGCCCGGGCUGUUAAGUGGAUCUACACACGCCUCGCGGUCGACCUAAGCUGAGGUGCAUCCCGGGCUGCUGCGAGGGUUAGUGUGUCACAUGCAUGCAUUUAUGCCCACAAUUCAUUUUUCUUUCUUACUCACACGGCCUCAAAAUGGAUUGCACGCUGAAUAAUUGAUUGUGAGAUGGAACGCAGCGGGAGAAUUGUUCGGUAAAGACUCCCCGAGUUAAAGAACGCCCGGUCCUCAAAGCAGCUCUCUUUAUUUAACUGUGUCUUAGAGAGACACCAGCAGGCGUUCCUCAUGUAUGAGUACAUUUUAUAUUAAUUCGUUCCUGAGGACAAGUGCUGCUGCAUUUUUUCUUUUAAUUAAGGUGCAAACAAAGCCAAAGCCCCUGUUGAUUCCUUCAUUUUUUCGCCAUGUGAGCCUCCCUCGCGUUUGUCUUGUCAAAUUGAGGCUGUUCUCAUUGAAAAAUCAAUCAAUAUUUAACAGCAUAACUAUGUUCAAUCCUUUCAUGUUUUAUUCAUCCAUCCACAUGAAGCAUGAACACACCAAAAAAAAAAAUGAAAAUAAACAGCCUUUCAAGGAUGA